This is a messenger RNA of Neoarius graeffei (lesser salmon catfish), 4266 nucleotides long. RefSeq names its product muscle, skeletal, receptor tyrosine kinase (gene musk). Lineage: Eukaryota; Metazoa; Chordata; Actinopteri; Siluriformes; Ariidae. Gene Ontology annotation, biological process: protein phosphorylation; multicellular organism development; positive regulation of kinase activity. Bases 73 to 2928 code for a protein of 951 amino acids. Gene Ontology annotation, molecular function: transmembrane receptor protein tyrosine kinase activity; protein binding; ATP binding. The transcript has 17 exons. The record is from RefSeq and is a predicted model, not a curated record. Gene Ontology annotation, cellular component: signaling receptor complex.
CUGUCCCGUGAAAGACAAACUUCAGGGAUUUUAACACGAAGCUGAUGGAUGAGCUUUUGAAGCCAGUUUGAAAUGCAGCUUUCUUUAAAUAUGAAGCUUCUCGAAAACAUUCCAGUGCUGCAGAUCUUCCUGCUGUUGCAUCUCAGCCUGAUUAGUGGCGUACAGAGAGCUCCUAAAAUCACCACCUUACUUGAGACAGUUGAUGCUUUACUGGAUCAUAAUGCUACUUUUAUAUGUGAGGUUGAUUCACACCCUCUAGCAGAUAUAACAUGGAUGCGUAAUAAUUACCCUAUACGGCACUAUGACUCUCGAUACAUUAUUAGAGAAAAUGGCCAAAUGUUGAUCAUUCCCAAUGUGAAGGACAUAGACAGUGGAGAAUAUUGUUGCACCGCCGAUAAUGGGAUUGGAGAACCAGCCAAAAGCUGUGGGGCUUUGCAGCUCAAGAUGAAGCCCCAGAUUAAAAGACAUCCAACAAACGUGACACUACUAUUGGAGUCCAAGGCAGUGUUGCCGUGUGUAACAUUAGGAUAUCCAAAGCCAGAAAUUUCCUGGCUUAAAGGUGAUGAUCUGAUAAAGGCUGAUAGCCGAAUAUCAAUUUUGGAAUUCGGUGCCUUAAAAAUUCACAAUAUCAGGAAAGAGGAUGCAGGGCAAUACCGAUGUGUGGCGAGGAACAGUUUUGGGAUUGCCUAUUCAAAACCGGUCACCAUUGAAGUACAAGCUCCUGCUAAAAUACUUAAAAUUCCCAAAGAGAGGAAAGUGCAGAUUGGAACUGAAGUGGCCUUGGAGUGCAAUGCCACUGGAAACCCUGUUCCUUUUAUCACUUGGCUGGAAAAUGGGAAUACAAUCACAGGGGCUUCGGUAGAGGAGACACUGGUUGGGGAGGUGAUUGUCUCCAUCCUGCGUGUGGUGGUAAAUAAGCCGGCUCUUUACACAUGCCAAGCCACCAAUCAACACAGUGGGGGAGCCAAUACUGUCAAAGCUACAGCCAAGAUCACUGUCUCAGAAUGGAGGUUGUACAAAGGCAGUGCUGGUUACUGCAGUAUGUACCGGGGUGAAGUGUGCCGUGGGCUGUUGCGACAUUCAGCACUUGUUUUCUUUAACUCUUCUCUGCCGGAUCCGGAGCAGGCGCAGGAGUUCCUGGCACAUGGAGGCUGGGCUGAGCUGGAGGAAACAAGCCCACUGUGCCAGCCUGCAGCUCGCUCACUGCUCUGCCAUGCUGCCUUCCAGGACUGCAGCCCAUCAGGCCUCGGUCCCGCACCCAAACCUGUCUGCAGGGAGCACUGUCUUGCUGUGAAGGAACUCUACUGUUAUAAGGAAUGGCACUCGAUGGAGGAGAGGAAUCAUAGAGGAGUCAUUGCUCCAAGCCUGAGCCUCACUUUGCCAGACUGUGACUCUCUGCCCAGCCAGCACACAGAUCCAUCAUCAUGCACUGCUGUAGCAUUUGUAGAGAUGAAGAAAGACCAAAUCACAACAACAUGCUACAAUGAUAGAGGAAGGUUUUAUCAAGGCAAUCACAAUGUCACAGCAUCUGGUAUUCCUUGCCAGCGAUGGGACCAGCAGGAUCCUCAUCCGCACAGGUUGUCUGUGGACGUCAUCCCAGAGCUGAAGAAUGCUGAGAACUACUGUCGGAAUCCAGGAGGGGAGAGCGACCAGCCAUGGUGCUACUCCACCAACCCCAGAAUACGCUGGGAGUACUGCCUGGUGCCCAGAUGUGCAGAAGUAGUUACCAAUGUGAGAUUGUCGCCGGCUCCAAAACUGGCCCCUUCAAACCCCAUGCCUGCUGUGUCUACCGGCUACUACAUGAGCGUUAUCAUAUUCAUCAUGGCUGGAUUUGCAGGUGUAGCCUUCUUCACUAUCAUCCUGCUCAUGUGUCUCAAGAGAAGAAGGAGGUGGAAACGUCGAAAAAGGGCCAUGGAGGCACCGACUCUCACCGCUCUUCCUUCUGAGCUGCUCUUGGACAGACUGCACCCAAACCCCAUGUACCAGCGCCUUCCUCUGCUGCUCAACUCCAAGCUGCUGACGCUUGAGUACCCGCGUAACAACAUUGAAUACGUGCGUGACAUUGGAGAAGGAGCCUUCGGACGAGUGUUUCAGGCAAGGGCUCCUGGGCUGUUACCACAUGAAGUCUUCACCAUGGUGGCUGUAAAGAUGCUAAAGGAAGAGGCCUCAGCUGACAUGCAGAAUGACUUCCAGAGAGAGGCAGCUCUCAUGGCAGAGUUUGAUCACCCCAAUAUUGUCCGGCUACUGGGUGUGUGUGCUGUAGGGAAGCCCAUGUGUCUGAUGUUUGAGUACAUGGCACAUGGAGAUCUAAACGAAUAUCUGCGGCGACGUUCUCCAGUCCAGCAGCGCACUCUGAGCCAGGGAAGUCUGACGUGGCCUAGUUCCCAAUCCUCUGAACCUGAUCCAUGUCCACUCAGCUGCCUGGAUCAGCUUUCAGUGUCCAAGCAAGUAGCGGCAGGCAUGGCGUACCUAUCUGAGCGCAAAUUUGUGCACCGGGACUUAGCCACACGGAACUGCCUUGUAGGUGAGGAGCUGGUGGUGAAGAUUGCAGACUUUGGCCUGUCGCGGAACAUCUAUGCAGCUGACUACUACAAGGCAAGUGAGAAUGAUGCCAUUCCAAUCCGCUGGAUGCCACCUGAGUCUAUCUUCUAUAACCGUUACACCACUGAGUCAGAUGUCUGGGCCUAUGGAGUGGUGCUCUGGGAGAUAUUUUCCCAUGGUAUGCAGCCCUACUAUGGCAUGGCACAUGAGGAGGUGAUAUACUAUGUCAGGGAUGGCCAUGUGUUGCUCUGUCCAGAACAGUGUCCACUGGAGCUUUAUAACCUGAUGCGUUUGUGCUGGAGCAACCACCCGAGCGACCGACCCAGCUUUGCUAGCAUUCACCGCAUUCUGGAGAGGAUGCAUAACCAAAUGCUUGAACUAGCAUGAACUAAUGAGGCAAUCUGUGGAUCUACAGUAAAGAAAGCUCAGAAACAAUCAUAACCAUUGAAGAACAAGGUAUCCUUGGACUUUAGCCCAUCUAAGGUUGACUGUUUUGGUACUGAUGGGAUGUAAAUUCUACUCAACAGACAAGUGAAUUCAGCCAUGUAUAUAAACAGAUAAAAAGGCAUAAAUCUGAAAAGUCUAUACUGAGGAGACAGCAGGGGCCAAAUGCCUGAGUCCACUACCAUUAACUGUUAUGAAAAAUAAAUACCAUUUUAUUAAAUAUUUCUCAGUUACCUGUUUUAAAUGGUGGCACAGUAGGUAGUGUUGCCACCUCACAGGUCCAAGACCCCCCAAAUGAUCCUGAGAUGUGUGGAGUUUUAGACCUCUCUACAUUUUGAGGUUUCCUCCCAAUUCUAAAGAACCAGUAGGUGGAUUGGCUACACUAAAUUACCCCAAGGUAUGAAUGCUUGUGUGAAUGUGUGUUCAUGAUGUCCUGCAAUGGACUGGCAUUCCGUCCAUGAUGUAUAUUCUUGCCUUAUGCCCAGGGCUCCCUGGGAUACGCUCCAGAUUCACCAUGACCAGGAUAAAGCUGUUACUGAACAGGAAUGAAUCAAUGAAUGGAUGAAUGAAUGACCUCUAACUCUGUCAAAGAAAUAGAAUGGGGAAAACUGUUUUAAUGUAAAAUAAGUGGAAAAAAUAUCCAUAAAUAUUGACUGGUUGAUAACAUAAUAGUACCAUGAAAGCGUCAUGGAGAAAUACUUGCACAAACUACUACAACGAAAAUAAGAAGUUAUAUUACUGUAAUUAGAUUAGUUGUUUGGUUUUGAUUUGAACAUGGUUCAACCAAUUUAAAGGAUAAGAUUAAUUUAAAAUCUUUCCUCUUUGUAAAAUGACUUUUAGAGCAUUUACAGAAUAUAUUAAUUGUGGGCAUGGCCUUAACCCUACCUGUUCCGGGGUGCCAUAUCAUGUCUGACCCUCCGUUCUGACACAAACUUCCAACGAAGCUAGGAUGUGCAAAGAGAAGAAUUUCGCUGUACUUUAAUGAACGGUUAAAGUUUUCUUCUAAUGACAUUAGGUCAAAUCUUGCAAGCUAAGCUGGUUAACCUUUUUCUUAAAUUUAAAUCAAGUGUCUAAAUGUCUGAACAAAUUUCAUUUGUGCUCUCCAUGCGCCCCUCUCUUGGUGUUAAGUGUAUACUAUUCUUCAUAUGUUUUGAAAGAGGAUUGAAAUCGUUAUCUUUUGCUGUAUGAAAAUGUAUCUUUGAGCUUUGUUUAUGAAGUAUAUACAACUACAGUACUGUACAAAAGACUUAGGCAAAUGCAAACAAAUGUUAGAAGUCAAAG